AACAACCGCCACCACCACCACCACCACCACCACCACCACCACCACCACCACCACCACCACCACCACCACCUCCUCCUCCUGCUCCACAAUUCCACGCCCUCCUAUACAACGUCCGCUUCUUUAACCACGAAACCGAUACCGAUCGAUCCUGUUCAGGAGCCAAGCAAGGGAUCCGGGAAUCAAAAGGCAUUUAGGCAACGCUAAACAACGGAUGACGCAAUUUGAUAGCAGUUCGUCAGCCUCGGAGACGAUCCAUCGGGCAUAACCGUUCGAACGAUCUAAGAAGGGACAAAAACGUGCCGUGCAAGACGAAUUCGAAGGAGCAGCAGCGAGGAAAAAGGGAGACGACAGACGCGCACGCAGAUGUGUCGUGCCACCCUGAAACCGACGAGGUCGAGGCAAGUGCAGAGAAAUGCACAAGUGCCGGACGAUCUUCUCUUCUCCUCUUCUUAUUUUUCUUCUUCUUCUUCUUCUUCUUCUUUGCUUGCACGAGGGAAACGAAGCACGGCCACGCGAGUGGGCGGCGCGUACCCUUCUCGAAGAUUUCUUUCCUUGCUUCUGGCGCAGGGAUGGAGGGGAUCCUCCGUGUCGUCCGCUGGAACAGCGCUACGAUGUCUUGUCCUGGCUGAUAGUCGUCGUAGCGACGCGGGAACGGGUGUAGCCGAGCUAUCUUCAGGAUUAGAUAGGCGCAAAGUGUCCAGGCGUUCGUUCGGCCACCCUGUAGCCGCUCGAUUCUUCCUCGUCGCGAUCAAGAUCGCGCCAUCGCGCGUGACGCGUAGACCUUGACAAGUGAUAAGCUUAUCACGUUGGAAGAAGAGUCGUCGACGAUCUAUCGAAGAAGAAAUUUUCUGCGACACGCUCGGUGUCCGCGGAGUUUGUUUGGGGAGUCUGAUCGGACAGGCGAAUCUCUUUCAGGUUGCGGCAACAUGCAUCUCGAAGAUUACCACGCGAACAGAAACGAAGAGGACGUGCAACGGGCGGUUUCCAAGAACACGAAACAGGAGGCUUUUAACAGUUUGCACCUAGCACCUAUCGCGACCAUAAACACCGGCGAUCAAUCCUGUUGGAUCGCUUCUCACGCGGACAGCGUCUCCUCUCCCGUUUUGCCAAACAAUUUCAGUCCCAGAGAGUACACCGAUUGGGAGCAACUCACGACCGUCUUCCAAUAUCCCGGUCAACCGUAUUCGUCCACGGACAGGUCACCAGUAAGCACAGGUAGCGAAGCUACCACGCCAACCUGGAACAAUGUCGUUCGCAGCGAAGCAUCGGACUGUUCCAAUAGCCAAAGAUUACCGUCCGUUGGUUCCGCUUUUUCUUUCUCAAGAACUUUCUGUAAUACGAUCUAUCCAGAGUACCAGGGUUAUCAGGAAUACCAAGAGUAUCAGGACGACGUAUCUUUGGCCUCUUUGCCUCUCGUCCUUCAUAAUCAAACGGAAGACCAAUUCAAUGGUUCCAUGCAGGCAGCCACGGAUGAAUUCGAUCUCAGUUUGAUCAGAGGCGAUCCGACGUCGUUGUUGAGCAACGUGGAGUCUCCUUCUUCCCCGUCGUCCACGUACCUGGAAGAGCUUCAGGAUCCGUUUUCUAACUUGAACGGAUCUUGCUACGCGGUUGGACAUUUGGUAUCCGGGCAGCAAACCUGCGUAUCCACGAUGAAUUUCGUCAACGAUACCGGAUUGAACGAUGGAUUUGCGAAUCAGGUUGUUCUGCCCAGGAACGAAGGAUUGUUGCUGACCGAUAGAAGAGUGCCGGUGUCCAAGCCUGUCAGUGAUACGGAGACCCGAAGCAAAUCUUUCGACUGUUCAACGACAGACGACAACUUGACGUCGACGUAUCAGUGCCGAUGGAUAGACUGUGGCUGCGCUUUCGCCGAACAAGAGGGUCUGGUUCGACAUAUCGAAAGAAGACACGUGGAAUCCUCGUCGUCGAACGCGCAUGGACACGGAAGACGGGUUCAAAGGGACAGAGACAAGGACAAAGACAAAGAGGGAGAGGGUUACGCCGGUUCCGUAAGCGGCCAAGACGAAUUCGCUUGCCUUUGGCAAGGAUGUCCGCGUGCUCGACCUUUUAACGCCAGAUACAAGCUACUGAUUCAUAUGAGGGUCCAUAGCGGAGAAAAGCCUAAUAAGUGUCCGUUCACCGGAUGCAAAAAGGCGUUUUCACGAUUGGAGAACCUGAAGAUUCACCAAAGAUCUCACACAGGAGAAAGACCAUACGCCUGUCAACAUCGCGGUUGCUCCAAAGCGUUCAGCAACAGCAGCGAUCGCGCAAAACACCAGAGGACUCAUUAUGACACGAAGCCGUACGCGUGUCAGGUUACCGGAUGCGGGAAAAGGUACACGGACCCGUCGAGUCUCAGGAAACACGUGAAAAAUCACUCGGAACCAACGACGCCGCUGUCCAACUUGUCAUUGACGUCGGACAGCAAGGCUUCGGGUAGCGCGACUAAAAGUUCAAGCAACUCGCGACACGAUCCGAUCUCUACUAGUUCGAGGCAACAGCAACAACAAGCACGAACGGCGAUCGUUUACACCACGGAAUCGAAUUAUCGAACGUAUAAGACUUCGGAGUGUUACGCGGACGAGGACGCGGACCCGUUCCAGACGAAUCUAUGUCAGGUGGAUAGGAUUUCCAUGAACCUUGACAGCAAUCAAGAGUACGUGCCGAUCGAGUCUGUGAAACGCUUUCUCAUCGACGAUGUCAGCGCGUCAGGAUCGCACGUGGACGGCACAGGGUACCAGGUCGAGGAUGAAGUGCCUGACUUCCAAGAGCUCGGUUCCGAUAUCGAACAACAGUUUCUCGAGCUAAGCAGCCUCGAUGACGCGGUUUUCAUCGACGGUUGAGAAGCUUGUUUAUUAUAGGAGGAGGAUCGAAGAAGACUUCGCGGCGAACGCGCCAUAUUUCCAAAGACUUGUUUCCAUUUCUUUUUGUAUUCGAUUUUUAUACGCUUUCACUCGAUCAGAUAAAUUUCAUCGACGGAUAUAUUUUUGUACAUAGGCGAUUGUAUAUAUCAUUAAAUACACGAUUUUGAUUAUUA
Molecule: messenger RNA, 3034 nt
Organism: Bombus terrestris (buff-tailed bumblebee)
Lineage: Eukaryota; Metazoa; Arthropoda; Insecta; Hymenoptera; Apidae
Exons: 6
Coding region: 927-2840 (637 amino acids)
Biological process (GO): regulation of transcription by RNA polymerase II
Cellular component (GO): nucleus
Molecular function (GO): RNA polymerase II cis-regulatory region sequence-specific DNA binding; DNA-binding transcription factor activity, RNA polymerase II-specific
Source: RefSeq, a predicted model, not a curated record